Molecule: messenger RNA, 1685 nt
Organism: Notothenia coriiceps (black rockcod)
Lineage: Eukaryota; Metazoa; Chordata; Actinopteri; Perciformes; Nototheniidae
Product: transcription factor Sox-11-A-like
Exons: 1
Coding region: 374-1291 (305 amino acids)
Biological process (GO): positive regulation of transcription by RNA polymerase II; neuron differentiation; negative regulation of transcription by RNA polymerase II
Cellular component (GO): nucleus
Molecular function (GO): RNA polymerase II cis-regulatory region sequence-specific DNA binding; DNA-binding transcription activator activity, RNA polymerase II-specific
Source: RefSeq, a predicted model, not a curated record
CAGAGAGCGAGAAGAAGAGCUGUGAUUGGCUGAGACAGCAGUGGAGGCGGGAAGGUUUUGGGAGAAGAAGAGCUGUGAUUGGCUAACACAGCAGUGGAGGAGGGAACGUGUUGGGAGAAGAACAGCGGUGAUUGGCGGAGGGCGAUGCGGAGGCGGGAGGGUUUUUUGGAGAAGAAGAGCGGUGAUUGGCUGAGGGCGGUACCCAUCAGUCGGUAAAUAAGACGCCGGUUUGGAAGUUUGAACAUAGAGAAGCAGCCGCGGCGGAAUAACGCGUUUUAACGGAUAUUUAAUAGGAAAUAAAGCAGGUAGAAACAGAACUAAGGUGGCGGGAGGCUCCACUGACUCGGGCCCGUCAGCUGGAGGCUUUGGGAACAUGGUGGAACAUACGCAGCAUGGUGGGUCCCGGGAGACGGCCUCACCGUGCAGCUCCGCACCGCUACAGACGGCCUCACCGUGCAGCUCCGCACCGCUACAGACGGCCUCAGCGUGCAGCUCCGCACCGCAGAAACCAGACCGCUGGAAGACCGCCACGGGACACAUCAAGAGGCCGAUGAACGCCUUCAUGGUGUGGUCCAAGAUCGAGAGGAGGAAGAUCAUGGACCAGUCCCCGGACUUGCACAACGCGGAGAUCUCCAAGCGGCUCGGGAAGCGCUGGAAGCUGCUCAGAGACUCGGAGAAGAUCCCGUUCAUCCGGGAGGCGGAGCGACUCCGGCUACAGCACAUGGCCCAACAUCCGGACUACAAGUACCGGCCCAGGAAAAAGGCCCGGACCGAGGGCUGUACUGGAGUCUCUUCCCCGGAGAAAACCUCCGCCGUGAGACCCACCUCCGGCGUGAGACCCACCCCCGUCGUGAGACCCACCCCCGUCUCGAGACCCACCCCCGUCUCCACCGUGAGACCCACCUCCACUGUGAGACCCACUUCCACAGAUAAGAAGUUCUCCCGGUUGAAGCCCAGCAGCACCAGGAGUCCGGGUCAGGUCCCGGUGCAGCAGGACCCCCGGUACCGCUACGUGCUGACCAGCAGCUUCACGGCCACUAAGCUCGUUAAACGGGAGUUCACCGACUCCGAGGAAGAGGAGGAAGAUGAGGAGGACGAAGAGGAGAUAAAGAGUGAAGAAGAGGAGGAGAGGCUCUUCUACAGCUUCAAGAAUAUCACCCGGCAGCAGAGCUCUGUCCCCCGGCCGCAGAGCUCUGUCCCCCGGCCGCAGAGCUCUGUCCCCCGGCCGCAGAGCUCCAGCAGCUCGGCCUCCUCCUCCAGCGCCGGGGAAGAGGAGCUCCACCUCAGGUAGGAAACCUCCAUUCUCUGGUCCUUAUUGAAUCAAAUAGAGAAGUGAAAGUGUUGAGAUGGGUUAGUGCUCAGCAGCUACAGGUUAGAUGUGACAAGGGAAACCUGAAGUCUCCUCCAACAGAGUGAAUAUAGGACAUAACACAGAUCCAACAGGCCAAGAGAAUCCAAGAUUCAAACGUUUGAUUGUCAUCGGAAACAGUGUAGAGAUAUCAGUGACAUUCUUCUGACCCGAGCUCCUCCAACAAUGCAACAUAAUCAAAUACACAAAAUAAAGUAGUGCAAGAAGUCUAAAUACAAGUACAUGGAAUAUGAUCUAUAGAUGAAUAGGAUGUGUAUGGAUGUUCUUUAAAGUCCAUCUUAAAGGUGACUCUGAUCUAACGCUGAGAUUGAAAUUC